AUGCGCGCUCAAGCUCUCGCAGCAGUUCUUCUCUCGGCCUGUGCCGGCCAGACUGUUGCUCAGGAUGCUCCUCGAGUCAACGACAACCCUCCUGGCGUUGGAUUCAAGGCCACUCUACCCAAGGAGCCCUUCUUCAAGGAUGCUGCCAUCGAUGGAAAUGUCAAGGGCUACAUCCACGCCCAGGCUACCGACUCUGGUCAGGGUGUGAAGUUUAUGGUCAAGUUCAGCAACCUCCCCAAGGAGGGUGGACCUUUCACCUACCACAUUCACGUUGAUCCUGUCCCUGACAACGGCAACUGUACUGCGACUCUCGCUCAUCUCGACCCAUUUGCGCGCGGCGAGGAUCCUCCCUGUGAUGCCGAGAAGCCUGAAUCUUGCCAGGUCGGAGACAACAGUGGCAAGCAUGGAAAGAUCACAAGCGACCCCUUCGAGACCGAGUACAUCGACUAUUACGCUUCCACCAAGGAGGGUAUCGGUGCCUUCUUUGGCAACCGCUCCUUCGUCCUUCACUAUGCCAACAAGACUCGCAUCACAUGCGCCAACUUUGUCUCUCAGAUCAAACCUCCUGCCACCAAUGAGUCUUACUCCGCCCCGGGAUAUCUGCCUACUCCCACCGAGACUGUCACGUUGACACCCACUCCCAGCUCUAAAGUACCGGCCUCUACUGCGACUUCUGGCGUGACUUCUGCUCCCACUUCUACUGCGAUCGACGUCGUUGGCCCCAACGCAGGCUCUUCUAUGGCUGUGCCAAUCAACCUGGCUCUGGCCGGUGUCUUUGCGCUCGCUUUCGCUCUGUAA
Messenger RNA from Fusarium pseudograminearum CS3096, 798 nucleotides. RefSeq lists its product as uncharacterized. Gene Ontology annotation, molecular function: metal ion binding. Lineage: Eukaryota; Fungi; Ascomycota; Sordariomycetes; Hypocreales; Nectriaceae. The record is from RefSeq and is a predicted model, not a curated record. The transcript has 2 exons. The coding region runs from base 1 to 798 and encodes 265 amino acids. Gene Ontology annotation, biological process: superoxide metabolic process.